GUCAUUGUUCGUCUGAUAAAUGCUCUGCGGCAUCAUCUUUAACGCCUCAGUUCCUUUGACGAGGUCGCUUUUUCUCACUAGCUCGAUUCUUGAUGUCGUCUGUUGUCUGCCUUCCUACCUCAUUCACUUCGCCAAAUUUGUUUCUUUUCCCGUCCCAAUAUUGCCCCACGCACACAAAAACGACAUGUUCCCUUAGGCCAAAUUCAUCUUCAAAAUAAUUGUCAUGUGGAUCUGAUUUCGCAUUCAGUUUCGCUCUCCCCUCACCUCCUUUCGACGGGGUUAUUGGGACUCUGGGUUUGCUUGCUGAAAACAAAGUAAGGUCUACCGCCAAAAGCGACUCUCCAACGAUGAGCGCAGAUAUCAAAGGAAGUGCUGCGCGCAGCUCAGCUGCUACUGAUGCUAUGUCAGAUACCAGUGAUCUAGGAACUCUUGCGAGAAGUGGAAUCUCAACGGUCAUUAUUGCUUCGGAGUGGCACUUCAAGCCAGCAGGAGUCAUGGAAGUUGAGAAGCGUUUCGCGGAGAAAAGAGAUCGAAUGCGCGCAGACGGUUAUAUCCAAUGGCUCGACCAGGAUCAUUAUUUCAAGCUUUCUUCAGAAAGACAUCUCAUACCCCUCUUAGAAGAGCUGAAUCAGAUCACGAAGGCGAUAGUUGUACAGGAGGGUGGUGACAGGGAAGCAGAUUCCGAGGAUGACGAUGAUGAAGAUGAUACACAUAGCGACUGGUCAACUGAGUUUCAAAGCGAUUUGAUCGUGAAAGUCGAUCAGUACGAACCGUCUCAACACACACGCUCGCCCAACCCAGCUUCAGAUGACACGUUUUAUCCAGAUGCUAUCAAGAAGUAUACUUAUCGCGACAUUUGGAUCUAUCACGGAGAAGAACUGAUUGAUGAGUUUUUGAAACUGGCCAUAGUCCUGGAGUUGCAGACCAUGACAGACAGCAAGAUUGUGAAGUCACCUAGCCAAUCGAAGGUUUAUAUAGGAUCGGACAAGCGUGGCAGUGUUGAUUUAGUUAUCAAUAAACUCGACAAUAUUGCGAAGUACAUUUCAAUAUAUGCCUCGCAGCAUCAUAUUUUCUAUACAGAAGAGGUAGAAUCGUGCAAGUUUAUCCUCAAAGCCUUUCCAGAGAUCAAGAAGAAAUACCUCGAAACUACUCUCCUUGAACAGGAGCAUCCUGCUGGAUAUCUAUUGACAAGAUUUACAGUCAGAGCUUGUCCAUGGAAUACAGCUAAAGUAGCAUUUAUUCCGAUCAAAAUUGGCAAGUACACUCCUACAGUCCCAAGUACAGGUACACAAAUUUCCGCAACAAAACCAUGGGCUGGGUUUGUUUGGAAAUCUCGAGGAGGUUCAGGAGAUGAUCCCGUGAAAUACUUUCCUGGUGGAUAUAACAAGGAAAUUGAGAGACGAGAAAAAGAAGACGAGAAGUCAAAUAAUGAAGUCACCAGUUCAACAUGCGUUGAUAUUGAGGGCUGGGUAGCAAAUGCCACCACUACUACCGAUGCUUCGAAAGGGCUGGACGUCUUAGACUGGAGAAGUACCAUUGACACGGGCCUGAAUUCUUUAGCUCGCUUAGCAAUGGCUUCAGAAUUAGAUUCGAAUGUAGCAGAUGAGCGACCGAAUGCCGAAAGCUGGAAUGGCAGGAUUCAUCAAGAGACAACAGCCAACCUUAGUAUGCCUCUUACUCUGGCAAAGUUUAGAGGUAUUCCCUCAGACUCAGAGGUAAACCUGUCAAACGGGGCGUUUUCGCCGGAUAGAGUUACUACCGAGCCUAGCACUAUGCAUUCAUGUCUUCUUGAUUCUGCAAUUGAUGCGGAAUUGGCGAAUUCUGAUUGGAACGCAUUGAGACACAACGCUACAGAGAACACGCUUGUUGACAUCAGCUCAAGUCCAACUAGGUCCCCUAAUUUGAGGAUAUUUGAUAAGGUACAGGGCUUUGAUGCUUUAAACGCUCAACAAUUUACAGCCUUAGAGCCACCGGCCCUUUUGUCCUCGCUGAGGUCGCUGGAAUUGCCACAGCUUCCGUCCGAGGAUCUUGAGAGCCUGAUAGAUAUGGCACCUGCUUCGAUAUCAGAUUCCCCAUCGACUCCCAGUAAUGACCUCUCAAACUCAAAGGCAUUUCCCGAACUCCCAGGUUCGAGGCCUCCUUUGAUGUCUCCUAACAAUUGGCCAAUAUUACCCUCUCCCCAAAGCGUGGGCUCUUCAGGGUCAAAUGCGUGUCGCGAAACCCAAUUGACAGAACCUCGCCGUCAACAAGAUGAUGAGAAAAGUACUCGAGUUUUCCAUAAGACCAUGGGCCAAAAAGCAUCAAUCAAAAAAGAAGUAUCAAAUCCGCCUGUUGUGCCAAUAUCGCAGGAGUUAUUCCUGAAAAAUUUCGAGGUAAUGCUUGGUGGUUUGAUGUCGCCAGCGAGAGGUUUUCGGGGCGAGGUUAAGGUGCAUAUAGACUUUGGUAGAAUCUUACUGGGUAAUUUGCCUGUGAAGAUUGUUUCGAAAGAGGAUCAGAACAAACCAUAUGACGAGGAAUUCAUCAUUUCACAUCUGUAUCCCAUACCUGGCGGCAAAAUUAGAGAGGGAGAUGGCCCAGAAGUUACGUUCACCAAUAUCCUGACAUCAUUGGGAGCCGAUACUACCUUCCUCUCUAAUCUUAAGAACAGUGAAGGCGUUCGUCUCUGGUCCGAAAAGUGUUCUGAGUGGAAAGUUACCUACGAGUUCACAUGCCUAGAAUUACGUACUGACAAGUUAUUCACCCUUGAGAUCGACGCAGAGACCUUUGAAGCUCAUAUUGUGGUGUUGAAAAGAUACGGCAGAACGUAUGUCCAUGGUACAAUGCGUCACUGGGAUCUGCAGCUUAAUGUCGAGGGAGUCGAAGACGAAGAAGAUAUCCGAAGUAACUGGCCUGGUUAUGACGAUCUAGCUACAGAGAUACAACGAACCCUUUAUAUUCCUCCUGGAAACGACAAACCAAAUCACGCCCUUAAACUCCCAAAGCAUAUCAUGGACCAAUUCAUUAUCUAUCAUCUUAAAAUUCGCAAGACUAGAAGUUAUGUUAGUCCGGAUGGCAACUCUACACUGAAUAUCACCGAGGUGGAUAAAUCUCGUGGCCAUGAAUUGCAGGCUAAAGAUCAAGAAAUCUUGGUGUAUGUUUUCCAAGAGGAGAAAAAAGAUCUUAACGUCGAGACGAACUGGCAAGAAGUUUCCAUUACAUCUAUGGCGAUGAACCACCUUCUUAAACAGAACAUGACACUCGAGCUUGGCGAAGAAGUACAAUGGACACUUCAGGACCUAGCAGCAAAGAAGGUUUCUAACACUCUCAUCGAGCCUGCAUUAACCAUGCUAGCACAGAUGGACGGUGUUGGGUUUUAUAACGAUGGCCAAGCUCUUGGUCAAGUCCUCAAGUCUUAGAUAUUGAUCCAAUUAUGCCGCGAUUUCUGAAAGUUACUGAAUGAAAUCUUGAGGUUUCAUUGCUUUAGAUAUUGAAUGCGUGUGGUUUUGCGCCUAGAGAGGAAAAAUGAUGGGCAUUGGCUUGUUUGGAGUGAAGGAUAGCAGCAUGAUCAUAGAAUAAGCGGUGAUAUCAGUUAUUAUUGCUUCUUCAUUGAAACAUUGACAGAAACUUUAUAUUCUUCGAGGCGAUAUAAAGGUUCAAGAUACGCUUGCUAAAUUAUCUAAGCAUUUCAUUUUGCUUGCAAUAGUACUCACUAAGCAGGCAAUAAUCGACUCCCGUGUGAUAUGAUAAUAUAACAAGCUCGAAUAUGGGCUGUUGACACCAACUGCAGAAGCAGAAAAGUAAAUAAAUAACCUUCCGUCGUCUUUUGUGCUCA
Messenger RNA from Botrytis cinerea B05.10, 3811 nucleotides. RefSeq lists its product as hypothetical. The coding region runs from base 348 to 3395 and encodes 1015 amino acids. The transcript has 6 exons. The record is from RefSeq and is a predicted model, not a curated record. NCBI's taxonomy places the organism in Eukaryota, Fungi, Ascomycota, Leotiomycetes, Helotiales, Sclerotiniaceae.